This is a messenger RNA of Pristis pectinata (smalltooth sawfish), 3097 nucleotides long. Its product is annotated as nectin-1-like. The transcript has 9 exons. The record is from RefSeq and is a predicted model, not a curated record. The coding region runs from base 328 to 1743 and encodes 471 amino acids. NCBI's taxonomy places the organism in Eukaryota, Metazoa, Chordata, Chondrichthyes, Rhinopristiformes, Pristidae.
AACGUGAGUGUGCAAGCGGCCGCGCCCAGUUCGGGGCGGGCUCUCGCAUCGAUACUGCCCGACAGGUUUUCUCGGCAUUGCAGUAUUGGUGCAGGGAGUGUGAGCCCGGAGCUGCCCGACCCGGGACUCUCAGUGGAAUUGGCAGCGGAGAUCGGAUCCGGCGGUGAGAUCAACCCCCUUCCUCCGGUAGUGGGACCGAGCCUCCUCUCCCCUCCCGUCGCCCCGCCCGCCUGCGCCGGCUCCAGCUCCGGCUCCGCAGAGAACCAGGUCCGAGGGGUGAAACUCUCCGCUCCAGAGCCGGGACUGAGAUCCACCCUCCGGACCGACAUGCCCUCGACGGGACUGCUCGCCGCCCUCUGCUGCCUGGCCGUGACCAGCGCCCAGCACGUGAAGGUGGAGCCCAGCGUCUCGGGCUUCCUGGGGAACCAGGUGGUCCUGCGCUGCCAGUUCGUGGACCCCGCGGCCUCGGUGACGGUGACCCAGGUGACCUGGGUGAAGGACCCCUCAGGAGCCAAGCAGAACCUGGCUGUACACAACCCCGAUCUGGGCACCAAUUACCCCACCAACACUGGCGGGCGCAUCCACUUCCGAGACCCCAGCCUCAGAGAUGCCACACUGGUCAUUGACCGCCUGCUCAUGUCUGACGACGGCAUCUAUAGCUGUGAGUUCGCCACCUACCCCGAGGGCAACCAGGAGGCUGCCACCAACCUCACCGUACUGGCCACACCCAAGAACACGGCGAACCCAGUGGUGGCACGGGCCGGGGACUCGGAGGUGCCCGUGGCCACCUGUACCUCGGCCGAAGGGAAGCCUGCCUCCUCCAUCUCCUGGGAGGGCAACGUUCCCGGGAACGCCUCCACGGAGCACACGCUGAACCCGGACGGUACCACCACCGUCAGCAGCAAGUUCCAGGCGGUUCCCACUGGACCCAUGGAUGGCACAGAGCUGCGAUGUGUGGUGACUCAGCGCACCCUGGGGCAGCCCCAGGUCAUCCCCGUCACCUUGUCCGUGCAGUAUCCCCCCAUCGUGACCAUCGAGGGCUACGACGACAACUGGUACCUGGAGAGGGAACACGCCUCGCUCACGUGUAAUGUGAAGGCCAACCCAGCGGCCGGGGAAUACAAGUGGUACAUGAAUGGCGGAUCGAUUCCCAGCAGCAUGCGGAUGAUGGGUCACCAGCUGACAGUGGACCGGGUCAGUUACCAGGUGAAUGGCACCUUCACAUGUGAGGCCAGCAACUCCCUGGGCAGGUCCAGUGGCAGCGUCGACAUCGUGGUCCGAGACGCCCCGCUGCAGUCUGGCUCGACGACGGGAGCUAUCGUUGGAGGCAUCAUUGCUGCCAUCGUCAUCCUGACGGUCCUGGUCACCGCGGUGCUGAUCUUCCGGAGACAGCGGAAGAACGCGGACACCAGUGACGAGGAACCUCCAAACUACAAGCCACCUCCUCCGAAAGUUGUCCUGACCAACACCGGAAAGAUGGAGACCGUGGACAAGAUGGAGAGCCAGCCGCUGAACGCCGCGUACUUCGAGACCAGCGGCGAGGAGGGCAAUGAGAUGACCCUGCUGCGGAGAUACUCGGAGCCCGGAGAUGACGAGGACCUGAAGUCUCCGCUGGAGAGUGAUCCCGGUGACUAUCUGGAGCAGGAGAAUCCCAUCUACAAUGAGCUGCAGUACCCGGAGCCCGAGCCCGAGCCCGAGCACAGGAAGAGCCAAGAGUUCGUGUCGAAGGGGAUGUACGUGUAGGGCGCACCUGCCCCCCGCGCCCCCUCCGUCCGCCUCCCCCAGGGCAGAGGGGUGCAGGGGGUGGGGGGGAGGGAUCCAUUAACGGUGAGGGACCAGUUUGGUAAUGUCUCUGGGGAGGGGGCAAGGGGGGGUAAGGAGGCGUUCCCUCUGCCUUGCACCCCCUCUCAACAUUCCCUCCGACACUCUUGAGGGCCCCAAACUCAUGCUCCGACAGCUCAUGAGGGCUGGGGCCUAGUCACCAGCAGAGCCUGGGGAACGGGUUGGGAGGGGCAAGUCCGGGGUGGGAAAGGGUCAGGGGUUGGCACCCCAAGGGCUCUGGCAACUCAGAGACCAAAGCAACAUCGAGGGUAACACAGCCCCCAGAGGCCUGAGGUAGCGGGGGGUCCCAAGUGGGAAUGAAAUCCCCACCCUCUCUCCCUGAAAGCCAGGGCCGGAUCUUCUUCUCUCCCUCCCACUGACCAUGGGGAGACUCCCCCCCCUUUCCUCCCUGCCAACCCCCGCCUUGUGUGGGAUCUUGCUGUGUCUUUUAAUCAUCCAUUCAGUGCCUAGAUUCUUCUGCCAGCGCAGAUCCUUUUGAUACUUCGGUUGGACGCGGUGCCCUCCCCACCAGGAGAAGACCCAGACCCAGCCUGCCCCGGCUGCCCUCCAUGGGGGAGGGAAGAAAGGAGACGGGCCGAAGGGUCUGGAAGCCGAGGCGCUGCCCUGCUGACACCCCGGUGGAGCACGCCUGCCAUCUGCUGGCCGUGCCCAUCAACUGCGGCCGGUUCACCCACCGCCGCUUCACAGACUGGCGGGGUGGGGCGUCCCCCGGGCUCGGGUGGGGGGGGGGGCGUCUGCGGAAGCCGAUAUUUGUGGGAGGGGCGGGUCGGGAGCUCGUCUGUUGUGUGUUGGACUGGGGUGUGUGUGGGGUUGUUGUUGAAUGGGGAGGGGGGAGGGGGGAGGGGGAGGGGGCAGGGGUGUUAACACCCACCCGUCUGACUGUGAACGUGUACAACGCUAACUGGUGACGGUCCGAGAUAUCUUCAUACACUACGUGGGACCAGAAAUUACUGCUGAAUCCUUCUGGGCUUGACACUUUAUGGUGUGUGUGUGUGUGUGUGUGUGUGUGUGUGAGUGAGAGAGAGAGAGUGUUUAAGGUGUUUCCCACCUGCCUUGGGAUGCCCUCUUCACUGUGACUUUGACACUGGGACCACAUUGAGCACUAACCCCCCCCGCACCCCGGGACGUCCACCAGUGAGAGGGGGUGGUCUUCCCGCUACUCUCUGGACCCCUGUGUUGGGGGGGGGGGGGUUAAACCUCUUUGAUGGGAAAUAAAUUAUCUUUUUAUAUCAGCAAAUAAACAUUUUCUGUACAC